AUGUCCAACGCCGAUCGUCGUCCUCAGCAGCUAUGCUGGACGGUCGGAUUGCUAAUUAACCUGCGAGACCUGGACACGGCGGCGGAGUAUGCGCGCUUGGCAUAUAGCAAAAUCUACUGCCAUGACACUCUUAGUACCUGCGACAUUAUCAUCGGCGCCAUGUGCGAAGCCAAAAGAUACAGAGACGCCUUGGAUCUGUACCAUCACUUUUUCAACGAGUCCUCCAAGGUGAUGAGCGCCACCUGCCGUUCCUCAAACCACAUCAUUAGAGCCCUUUGUGACCUUGGUCGCGUCGACGACGCUCUUGCACUCCUCAGCGCCGUAUCUCCAAACGGCAUCAACUACGGUAACGUGACCAAAGUGCUGGUACACGCCGGGAGGUUCGAAGAAGCCCUCUGUUUACUGAGGAAACAUCCAGUGCCCUUGGCUUGCACCAACCUGAUCCGCGGCUUCUUGAAUCUAGGGAAUCUCGACAUGGCCAAUCAACUCUUGGAGGAAUUUGAGUCCAAGGGUUUUCACGCUGAUCGGCCCUGGGAAUACAAAAGCGAAUCAGGGGUCGUGAGGGUGGCCUUCAUCGAGCACUGGUUCAAGCAAGGGAAACACGAAGAAGCUAUGCGGUGCUACCAGUCUUUGCUGGGCAACGACAGGUAUCAAGUCUUUGGGGAUACUGGACACGCUCUCUUGCAACUUCUCCUGAGCUAUGGUAAGAAAACGGAAGCUUGGGACUUGUUCCACCGGAUGCUAGAUGUGCAUUCAGAAACCAUUGAUGUGAUGGUGAGAGAGCGUUUUAAAGUGAAUUCAGAAACCAUUGAUAUGAUGGUGGGAGAGUGUUUCAAGGAGGGUCGUUUCAAGGAGGGAAUCGAGACAUUCUACAAGGUGAAAGCAAAAGACAAGUAUUUAAAUCUUCUAGACCAUAGGAAUGUGAUUUUAAGGUGUUGCGAGCAUGGGAUGUUGCCGGAGGCAGAGUGUUUCUUUGCUGAAUUGUCGUCGGAUAGAUCUUUGUCCGCCAUCGAUGUUGACACACACAGAGCAAUGAUGGACGCAUAUGUCAAGGCGGGGAGAGUGGAAGAUGCUCUCCAAACGGCCAACAACAUGGUCGAUGCAUACCUAUCAAGCCUUGCUCUGUGGAUGCAGAUCUAA
Messenger RNA from Arabis nemorensis, 1140 nucleotides. The record is from the annotation of a GenBank genome assembly. NCBI's taxonomy places the organism in Eukaryota, Viridiplantae, Streptophyta, Magnoliopsida, Brassicales, Brassicaceae.